Porites evermanni is the source of this 17621-nucleotide messenger RNA. The record is from the annotation of a GenBank genome assembly. NCBI's taxonomy places the organism in Eukaryota, Metazoa, Cnidaria, Anthozoa, Scleractinia, Poritidae.
AUGUCUGUACCACCUCGCUGGCUUAAUUGUCCCAGAAAAAGCAAGAUAAUCGCCGGUAAGCUGUGUUCAUGCAACCUCGACCCCAAAAAAGCAUCCACUGCUGUACAGAUUGUAGGUCUUUAAGACUCAGCAUAUUGUUUAAUGCAAGUAGAAUUGAAGAGGUUCAUCAUACAAAUAAAAACUCAUUUACUCAUUCAUUUAUCAUUCAACUUUACGAACAACGAUUUUGACUUUUAUCCAAGUUUUAAAUAAUGCCACGGAAGUCAGUUUUAAAACAUCAGCUUAAAACGUAUUUAGCUUAAUUUUUUUAAUUAUAAUGUUUUAAUGGUUGAACUUAAUAUUAAGCCAAGGCUAGGCUAUGUUACAUUUACUUACAUCACUGGGCUUAACUACAGAAUACAGGGUAAAUUUUCGAGGUAUAUACCGAGCGGUCGAGCCACUAAACCAUAUAACCUUGACUGAAGAGCCACUAAGCUGCCAAGCCACUAAAAAAUAUGCCUUUACUUGUUCUCUAAAUUUUAUUCUUUACAUCCUUUUUUAUGUCUGUCUUAUACCGUAAAUCAUCUAUUAAGCUACCCUGGAAGCAGAGGCUACUUUUUUGUGGUAUGAGCUGGCAUGCGAAAAGUAGCCUCUGCAAACAACCAUUCAAUUCUCUAUUGUACAUGUGCGAGAUUCGUCACGUGAUUCUCAAGCAAAAAAAUCAUCGCGUGUUUCGCCAAGCCUAUUGCUUGAGGUUCACAGGAAUCAAACUUGCCCACAACUCUGCUCGCACUUUUGGUUUGUUUUUUCAUCUUUUUCUCUAUGGUUUUCAGUAAUUUGGCCACAAAUUUGCCGAAGAAAAAAAGUACCCCUUAUUUCCUUGGAUCACCUUUUUCAGGAAAGUAUAGGCUGCCAGCUGUAGUUAAGUCCUGUCUGGUUUGCGGGGAGCACAUUUAACUCAAAACGGCACUUUUUUUCGGCUUAUUGUAGUACUUAGUAAUUCAUUCAUGUUACAGAAGAUUUUUAAGACAGACUUAAACCUUCUCAACACCGUUGUUAACAUUGGACUACAGACAUAUUGAUGCUAUAUAUCAAAGGCCCAAAAAAUGUUCUAAAACGUUUGACACAGCAUAACCCAUACUUCAAACAAUUUUUUAUUUUCAGUUGAUAAAGUAAACAAUAGUUGUGCUCAAAAUGAAAAAUGAGUUUACUGACAACCCUAGGCAGAAAAGAUGCUUGAAAUAAGUUGGAUGCUGGUUGUAUUUCUGAUGUUUGUGAUAAGGCAGACAACAGAAGGCCAGAUGACAGCAAAGAGUGCUAAAAUGUGUCAUAAAAAGAGAAAAAUUAAAGAAGAGAGGAUUAGUGGACUCUGUUCUGAUUUGAAUUAAAAUUAUUAAAUUUAUUACAAACUAUUGAUGAUUUAAAAAUUCAUCUAGUAUUUUUAAUAUUUAGCUCUUGGGUCUCAGGGUUUCUUAUGAUAUACAGCGUGUAUUGAAGUGGCUGCAUGAUAAACCAUUGACAAAACCUGAAUUGGACGGCAUUGGAUCAACCUGAAUAACCCUAUCCCUAACCUUUUGUCAUUUAGUGAAUAACACUGUACAGGGGUUUAAUCCUUUAAGCCCUAAGAGUGAUCAGCAUCAAAUUUCUCCUUGUACCAUCAAUGCUUUGUAAAACAGAGUGGUCAUGAGAAUUACGGACAUGAUCACCCAAGAUGAAUUUGCUUGAUAUUUUAUCAAGUUCUCCCCACUACUUCUGUAGGAAAUGAAUAGGGGCGACAAUUGAAAAUUCAAAUUUUGAUCUUAGGGUUUAAAGGGUUAGCCAAUCGAGUCUAAUCCAGGUUUCUUUGAUGGCAAUUAUUGCCUGAAUUAUACAUAAGAGAAUGCUUCCCCCUUUAUAUGUGAUAUAAUAAACAGAUGGAUUUCUGAUUUUUUUUGUUCAGACAAAUUUCUUGCCUUCAAAACACCACUGGGACCUCGUUAUGAUGCCAACAUUCCUGAGGCAAAUCGAUUUCAGCUGCCAAUGUUGUUCGCAUACCUUGAUUCAUUAAAGGUGAGAGUGGAUCAAUUUUUUUUUUACCAAUUUUUAACCAUACUUUUAAAAACUAAGGCUAUAAGGGCUUAGAAGGCUUUAAUUUGGGGUCACAUGGCAGCACUCCUAACGCUAAAAGCCAAGUUUUGCCACUCUAACCGUAAAUCAAUGGAUUCCGAAAUAACGAUGAACUAUGUUGUGUUAUUGUUUUCUGUGACCAGUGAGGAGACACCUUAUGAGCAGAAUUUUUGCUCAUUUCUGCAAAGAAAAAAAAAACAAAAUUGAUGAUGACUAACAGAAUGAUUUUUUUAUUUUCUUUUAGGUAAAGUUAGGAUUGAUUAUUGACUUGACAAAUACAACACGCUUCUACGAUAAAACAGAGGUGGAAAGGGCAGGAAUCAAUCAUGUCAAGAUGAAUUGCAAGGGGUUGGUAAAAUAUUAGCACCGUGUUUGUCAUUUCUCUAGCAGUUUACGGCUCACAUGCAUCCACAAGAAGCUGAAAAUAUAGAAUUAUCGAUUUCACAACACAUUAAACAAAAGAUGGCUCUUUUUUCUGUGUUCUUACUCCCAAAUGUGAUCCCAGAGUCAUGAAAAUGACUUGUGACCAAAAUAUGAUGUUCUGUAUUCUGCAAAAUUUACUGCAUAGGUGAAUAGAAAAUAAGAUAUUUGUAGAUGUAUGUACGUAAAGUUUUCCUGUCCUAUCCUUAUUACUAAAACCUUUAAUAUCUGGGGAAACUAUUUAUCUGUAGCAAAAUGAAAGAUAAUGGCCAGAUUUUAUUCAAAAUUAUUUAUAAUUAUUAAUUCAGUCAUAUGCCACAGGCAAACUUUCAGUUGUAUGACUACAAAAGUGGUAAAGGAGCAAGGCAAGAAUUAAUUUCCUCACAUUGUACUCCAAAGUAUUAUGCAUGUGGAUUUGAUGACUCAAAAUAUGAGGAGAAUGUGUUUUUUCCAUAAAAUGUAAGAAUGAAAUAGAUAUUUGGCCAUUUUAUUUAAACAGGUAUUUGGCCAUGGUUAUUUAAACAAUGUGUAACUUAGACCACAGUUUUAGACAAUCAGUGAACCUCAGGAUUAAUUGUCUUUGGUUAUUUGAAGUAAAAAAUCUUCUUCCAGUUUGAGCUGCCUGUAUAAUUAUGCCCUCUUGACCCCAGCACGAAAAGUACCAAUAAAACUAGACUGAAUAUUGUUUAGACUUUGGCUUUGUCAAACAUCCACUCAAGAGCCAACAGUUAGAAAGUUUAUGUUGAGGUCAGGUCACUGUUCACGGCCAAUUACUUUUUUACUUUGAUGUACUUUAUAUUAAUGGCUGUUACUUCUCUGUGGUCUUUACUGCAGACAUGGAGAAACUCCAACAAGAGAUCAGGUGGCUCUUUUCAUCAGCAUGUGUGAUAGAUAUUUCAACCAAAAUCCAGGAGGACUUAUAGGUAUGUGAUCAUGUGGAUAGUUUUAGUAAGAGUAGAGUCCAUAACCAAAGGGGUGCUACUGCCACAAGAGUACCACAGUCACAGGUAUACCACCUUCACAGAGAUACCACAUGACAGGGCUAUGAUACACAUGUAACUGUAAAUCAAUUCACUGUCACAAGUAUCCAAAUUAAAAAUCUUUGAAAAAUGCCUGAUUGUUAUUCAGGCUUACAAUAACCAAGGUUCUUGUCCCUGAGGGUUUACAGUGCAACUAUACAUGAACUGAGGCCAUUCAGACAAAAAUUUGAGAGAAAUUUUGAAUUAGCCAAUCACAAGUCAAGAUCUAAACAAUGAAAUUGCACAAGAUUGUACUCAGAGUCAGUUCAAAAUACAUUGCAAACCAUUUUUCUAAGGGAUGUAUAAAAAAGGAAUUGUGACAUUUGUGUAAAUCAAGCUGAAAAUGUUUUGGCAACGUCUGGGUUUGCUGGAAUCAAAGUCAGCAGCAAAGAAAUUUUGAACAAUCCAAACUAAAGGCAAUGGUCGCUCAUUUCAUGGCAAACAGCGCUCAGUGAGUGAAUGGCAGUGUCGGCGAUUUGAGGGCGGUUGCAACAAAGAUAUGGGGCUGGUUACAUGUAAUGCAAAUUGCAAUAUGCACUCACCAAGCUUGGCCCACAACAGAAAACUGAGAAUGAAUGUAGACUGCUCAAGAAUAGUGAAGAAAAUCGCCAUGGUUAGUGGAAUUUUUGUGGAGGCGAAGGGGGACAUGAAUAAGAAAGAUCAGAAAAAAUCUUCAAAGCAAACAAGUCAGUGAUUGCCCAAACUGGUGAUCACAAGCAAUGACGCUAGUGAAAUGCAGAAAAACAAAAUGGAUCGAAAUCCACCAAUCACAAACCAUGACCUUUUUAACUUGUUCACUGAAGUAAACAUGGGUUUCCUAGGGGGUCUGCUUAGAUGAUUGACGGAACAGAAAAACCCAAAAUUCCUUCAAAUAAUAAAAACCAUGUCUGGUGAGCAGCCAUCGUCUUUAGUUCAGAUUGUUCAAAAUUUCUUUACUGCUGGUUUUGAUUCUGCCAUCGUGAUUCCUUACGUAUAUGUCACAGGUCAAAAUUAAAAUUCAGGUUAAAUUUUUUAACCUAGGUUGACGCUCAAUUUCCUUUGUCUCUUAGCUCUAAUUAUUCAUAAAUUAGGGCUAGGAGACAAAGGAAAUUGAGAAUCAACCUAGCUUAAAAAAUUUAACCUAAAUUUAAUUUUGACCUGUAACAUAUAUGUUAUGGUAUAUCCUUUAGAAAAAUGGUUCGCAAGGUAUUUUGAACUUGCUCUGAGUACAAAAUUAUGCACAAUUUUAUUGUUUAGAUCUUGACUUGUGAUUGGCUAAUUUCAAGAUUUGUUUCCUUUUUUGUCUGGGUGACCUCGGUUCAUGUGGUCGCCCUGUAAAUGGAAUGUAGCUGUGAGCUACACAGUCAUCAUCACUGUCAUCAUCACCACUCAGAUGUUUAGAAUGUGACCUGAGAGGCUUAAAUUAUCCCAACCACUGUAAUUUUAUUGAAAUUCAACUGGCUUGGCAGUGCAGCAUCUACUGCCCAGUAAACCCAGUUGGAAGAGUGCUUGUAUUCUGUGCUGGAGGUUCUGAGUUCAAACUCCAGCCAGACCACUAACCAAGGUCUUUAAAACACUGGUGGGAUCAUUGCAGCUGUGAUUUAAACCCUUUCCAAGUUCAGAUGUUUGUGUCAUUGGGCGGUAACAAUAAGCCAUUGGCCUUAUUGUCUCCUUCAUGCUUGCACAUCAGCUGGAAAGCAAUGUUAAAGAACCUGUGACACUGUGUGCAUAAAAAUGAAAAGGGUAGGGAAUGUAGGCCCCAGUGGCAUUGUCUCUCUGACUUAUGCCGUCAUUGGCCUGGGUGGAUUAGGUGAGAUCAAACAUGGACUGAAGCAGCUGCAUAGUGCACCUUUACAUGCUUAUGUCCAAUCUCAUUUCUCUGGUUCCUCUGCAAUUCAACCAUUGGCUGCAAGCGUGGAAGGUUGGCAUUUCUGAUUUUGUUAUUAUACAUGUAUCCCUUCAGAAUGACGUGGUCCGAAAAAAUUAACAAAUCCCAAAGUGCAUACCAGCUGAGAUAAAAAUAAUUAUAUCUUUUUUACGUCAGGUGUCCACUGCACUCAUGGAUUCAACAGGACUGGUUUCCUUAUCAUAGCUUAUCUUGUGGAGAAAGAUGACUGGAGGUUAGUGAUUUUUUGGUUUAACGGGGUCAGAUCAGUGAAUUUACUUUUAAGAUAGUCCAAACUUGUUCAUGGUUUUGCCAGGGAUGAUUACCAUGAUUCUACUCCAAAAUUAACCUGAAUAAGGACAGAUUAAUAUUAAUAUUAUUUUUUUUGUGUAUUUUAGCAAAGUGCUACAUGUACUGCCUGCAUCACAGAUAUAACUAAACCCCAGUUAGUAAUGUCUGUGAAGCAGCACUGAUAUCCUUCUUUCUGGCACUGUUUUGCAGACAGCCUUUACCAGAAGUUUGUUAUGUUUGCACUGGUUUUACAAAACAAUAGUGAAAGAGAUAAUUAACCAAACCCCUAAGUCUAUUAAAUUAAUAAUAACUAGAGCUACCAAAGAAACCAAAGACCAAAGAAAGUACAGCAGAACCUCGAUUUAACAAACCUCUAUAAUUUUAUAACGAAGUCCUCAGUAUAACAAAUGAUUUUCUUCAGCCAGGCCAAAAUUACAGUAAAAUGUAUGGAACAGAACCUUGAUUUAGCAAAAUCCUCAUCUUAACAAACACAAUCUACCAGCGCAAAUGUAAAAUAUGCCUUAAAAUAACGAAUAAAAAAUGUCAGCAUGUGAUUAAAGAUAAAUACUAAACAGACCAACAAGGAUAAAUGGAGGUGUUCGAUAUAACGAACAAAUUUCUCCAGUCCAUUAGCACUUUGUUAAAUCGACGUUCCACUGUAGAAGACUAGAAAAGGUGCAGAUCACGCUGAAAAAUGUGUAUUAUUGGGCAUUUUAUGUAUUAAGCUUUGUUUUUUUUUCUUCACAGUGUUGAUGCAGCAGUUCAGUGCUUUGCACAGGUUUGUGUUUAAUUCUUGUAACCCAUUGAGCCAGAGUAAUCAAUAUCAGAGUAUGUCUGUAAUAUCUUCUUAACAUGUCACUAAUUAAUCAUGAUAAUAACUAUGAAUAAAUUAUAAGCACACACACAGUAGCUCUUUAUCUACCAUUUCCCAGGUCUAUGCAAUUUACUUUGAUGUAAGAACUAAAAUUUUGUUGUUAUCACACAGUGAUGCUAAGCCUACCCUAUGUUUCUUUAGUGUCGUCCACCAGGCAUUUACAAAGCUGAUUACCUGAAAGAACUUGUCAGUCGCUAUGGUGACCCAGCAGAGACCAUCGCACCUCCUGAACUGCCUGAUUGGUGCAUAGAAGAAGAAGAAGGUAGUGAUAAUGAAGAACAGAAUGGAGAGAUGACAGAGGAUGGCAGCCGCCCAGAUGGGAGUAGGAAAAGAAUACGGAGAGAUCCCAGGUUAAAGGUGAAGAGGGGUGUUCUCUGUUAUGCCAAGAUUUCUAUAAUGCCUUGUCAUUUAACAUUAUUGUGGUUACACAGGGUUAUCAUUAAGAGCUGGGGGCCGGGGAUUUUCCCUAGCUACUAAGAGAGUGGACCCCGGCUACUUUUAUUGGAAAAUAAAAUAAAAAUAGAACCAAAGGAAAUCCCUAGCCAUUUGAUUCCCCGCCUACUUGUUGUAUUUACCCGGCAACUUGAAAUCUUAGUGACAACCCUGGGUUACAGCUUCCAUAGAAACUGUAACACCAUGCAGUCAUGUUGUGUUUUUAUGUGUAUUGUUCACAAGUAACAAAAGUGUUUAGGGCCAGAUACAAAAUACUGUAUGAUUCAGUUUGCAAACAAAGAGACUUUAUUAUGCUCUAGUCAUUGCUUGUCAUUUUAUCAAGUGAAGGAGAAGUUACUUUUUCAGAAAUUUUGCAAAAAAGGGGUAUUUGUGGUCAUUGGUGUGCUACGUAGUAUGAAGGUCCAUACGCACAUGGUGACAGGUUGUUUUGAGUGUACUGGAGAAUUUUUUUUGAAAAUCUUUGUCUCUGCAACAGAAUUUUGUUGCCGCAACAUGUUGCAAAAAAUCAAAUCAGACAGAAUUUGUGCAACCUUUUAUGGCGAUAACAUUUUGUUGCAGAGACAAAGAUUUUCACAAAAAUUCUCCCGUACUCACGAAGCAAUUUGUCGCUGCAAUGUGUCACCGCAACAUGUUGCUGCAACUAUUCGUCCCACCUGUACACAUGGAGUGAUCUGUCACCAUGACUUGUUGCUGCAACUAAUGUCACCUAGUGUGUUCCGGCCUUGAAGGUGAAGUGUGACCUGUUAUGUCAAGAAAAUAAGCGUGACCUGUUGUUUCAAAAAAAUUAUUUCACCAGAAGUCAUGCUUCAUUUUCUCUUCAACUCUAGUCAUCGGUGUGCUAUAUGACAUGAAGGUGAAGCAUAUUUUAAUGCAUCAGAUAGAUAGGCAUCACCUUGUGCAUCCAAAAUCUUUUUUCCAUGCAAGAAGUCACACUUAAUUAAUUUCUUUGACAAAACAUGUUUUAUUUCAUGCUUAUAUAACAUAGUAAGCCGAUUAAAUCACAAGUGCACAACAGAUAUAAGAAAAAUUAUAAACAUGUACUCUCUCUAGAAAGCUAUUAUUCAUUAGUAAAAUCCAACUAGUGGUCUAUUAUCAAUGCUGCGUUCUGAUUGGUUGAGCUACUACUAGGCUAUAUGUUAUAGCCCACUAGUAAUGAAAAGCGUGGGCUUUUGGGUGGCAAAAGAGGAUUAAAGUCUAGCUUUAACUCGCUAAAAUUUUUUAUUCUUGAUAGUUUUGACCAACUAGUUGGAUUUUACUAAAACAAUUAUUCCUCUCGGCCUCAUGACCUCUGAGUCAAUAGCCCAUUAGGCCUUCAGCCUCAUUGGCUAUUGACUCAGAGCCCAGUUGGGCUAGAGGAAUAAUUGUUAAUUAUUCCAAUUUUUUUUUCUGGUGAAUAGGAAGCAAAGUUUAUGGAUGAGAUAGAUGGAAUAGGGGUUGUAAAGUCACCUAGAAGAGAAGAAAUCCAGGAACUCUGCCAGAAGAUGUGCGGCUGGGAAGGGUAUGUAUUUGCUUAUUUUAAAUUUCAGGCAAAACUUUUGAAUGAUAUAAUAAUCACACCAAAGAUUUAUUCACGUGGAAAAAGAAUUAUUUUGUGAAUAUCAAUCUAGAAGCAAGCUAGUGACGCUGACUAUAGAGCUAGGAGAAAACGAGAAACGUUUGCUUGGCAGGCUACAUAAAGACUGAACAGUCAGCUGCUGUGGACGAACCUUCAAGGGCAUCUGUGACCAGAAAUUUUGAGGAUUAUGUUUCAGACAUCUUUAAUGUAUGCUUAAGCAUUAAAAAAGCACUCUCCUUCCUCUUGGCAUUGGUGCCUGUACUUCUUGGCUGUCAUCCACACAUUUAUUUGUCUUUGUGAAAAAAAUGAUGCUUUGUAAAUUCGCUGGUCAUAGAGAGAUUUUAAUUCUUUUUAUGGCAAAUGCAAAUGUCAAUUUCUACCAAUUUUUUAAGCUUUACCUUUAUUCAUCAUUGUUUUUUUCUUAUUUCUACACAAAAGUGAGUAUUUUCAUGUCAGGUUCAUCUGUAAAAAUUAUGUUUACCAGUUGUAUUUGUUUAUUUUGUAACUUUGGAAAUUGUCAACCUGACAUGUACUUUUUCCUUUUGUUGCAUAAAAUCAGACUUAGAAUCUCUCCGAUGUGCAAUGUCAAAUGGGCUCUUUUAAAUCUGUGAUUUCUCCUUGCAACCAGCUAUUAUUGAGCUGGUAGGCCUGUAACCUGAUUUUAUGGUAACCGUGGUUGCCCAUUUCUCUAAUAGUGGUGGGUUCCCUGGAAGCCAGCCUGUGUCAAUGGAUGUACAGAACAUAAAACUACUCCAUGAGAAACCUUACAGAGUUAGUUGGAAAGCAGAUGGAGUGAGGUGGGUUUCUAGCUCUUUCAUGUGACUAGUGUUUAAUUUCUCCUUAUACUGUAUUUAUUCGAAUAAGCACCCAACCUCGAAUAAGCGCCCAUCCUAAAGGCCGAAAAAGUUAAUAAGCGCCCAGCCUCAAAUAAGCACCCACCCCCUUCUCCUCCCAAUCAAACUCAAAUAAGAGCUCACCCCCACCCCACCCACUUGAGUGAAUAAAUUCUAAUAAGAGACUUCCCCAAGGACGGAAUUUUCUUCAGAGUAUUUUUUACAGAAACCUUGCUUUGUUACUUCUUCGCGUUGUUAUUAGCAUUUAUUGUUUUGUUGCAAAAUAAAUAUACUUCACUUGCUGAAAAUAGUCAAAAUUUAAUAAGCGCCCAGCCUUGAAUAAGUGCCCACCUCGAAUAAGCACCCACUUGCAAGGUCCAAAAAUUUAAUAAGCGCCCAGGGAGGUUUAUCAAAUAAAUACAGUAAUACUACUUGUUAAUCAAACUGAUAACUUGAGAAUUCUUGAAAUGAUCUUCAAACCCAUCACUGCCAUAAGUAAUGUAUGGAGAACAGACUGUGUGUGCAUGUCUGGAAAAUAUGCAUUUUGUUGCCAAAUUUUCAAAUUUUAGUUUCAGAUGGAAGGGGUCUUUCAUUGGUUUGUGGUUUGUUGUUGUUUCACAUCCUUUAAGGAACGUUGAAUUUUUGUGAGUGUGUGAGUAAGCUUACACAAGAAAAUUGUGAGAGGCGAAAUGGUCAGGCAUGAGCACUGGCUGAAAGAUCCCCACCCUAGUCUUUAGCAGGUUGCCCGUAGGUGACUUAUGACUCUCACAAUUUCCAACAGAGCUUGUUUGCAGGGUACCUUUUUUAAUAUUAUGCUCCCAUGCUCACAGCAAUUCAUUUCUGCUGAACUCCUUUUUUUUCUAGAUACAUGAUGCUUAUUUUAAAAGAGAAAGAAAUAUACCUUAUCGACAGAGACAACAACGUUUUUGCUGCACCACAGUUUCAUUUCCCACAGCGCAAGUUCCCAAGAGAACACGUCUUUGACACUUUGCUUGAUGGGGUAAGUCCUUCCUGUCUGUUGAAAAAAAAAAAUCAGAAUGGACAGAUUUAAUAUUGAGCUGUUCAGACCAUGAACUACACCUUGUGUCUUAAAAUAAAAUAAUCUUGCUCAUUUUCUAAAUGUAACAUUACUUGUUACCGGUAUGGUGGGAAAAUAAGGUACACGUUUUGGGCAGGGACUGGGUUGUAAGUGGGUUGAUGACAAAAUUGCUAAAGAAGUGUAACAGACCUUAUUCGUUUUGAUUGUUUUGUACAGUUGCACAAAUUAAGAUUAUGUACUUAUACUCAAGGCAUCAAUCUGCCUCUAAAUUAGAAUUUAUUUUACUCCCAUGCACUCUUUGUUUCCAACAAGACAAAGGUUCAAAUCUCCUGAGUCAACAUCUGAUCACAUAACAAAUCAUAUGAGUGGAUAAGGUACAUUCUUUCCUUGAAAGUUUCUGAAGGAGCACAUCCCGGAAUACUUAUGGGGAGCUUUUGCUUUGUGUCGACUGAGUUGUUACUAAAUCGUUUUUAAUAUUUGAUUUCCCAGGAAAUGGUUCUUGACAAAGAAAAUGAAAAGAUCCACCCCCGUUACCUUGCCUAUGACAUCAUCCAGUUUCAAGUAGGUGUCAUUUUUCUUAAUUUACAGUUAAUUUCACUUUGUGAUGUAAAGACUGAACAAAUAGUGCCGUUGGAAAGUACUGCUGAAGAGGUUUCAUUUGAAUGGUAACACCAUAGGAUUUCAUCCACAGACUCAAAAGUUAGAACUACAUAUUAAAUAAAUAGUACCAUGUGAAAGUACUGCUGAAGAGGUUUCAUUUGAAUGGUAACACCAUAGAAUUUCAUCCACAGACUCAGAAGUUAGAACUACAUACUAAAUAAAUGGUACCAUGUGAAAGUACUGCUGAAGUUUCCGUAGCUUGCAAUUCAGUGACUUAAAAUCUCAGUGAACUGCAACAAGUUUGCUGAAUUUAGAGUUGAUGACUUUUGUUACUUUGUUAGAGUGUGCACCCAUUGGCAAUAAAAACACAACCUUUUCCAUACACGACUUAAAGUACCGUAAAUCCUCCAUAAAGCCCCACUUUCAAACGUGGUUAAAAGAGACAAGCCUACCCGGGGCUUAAUAGAGGAUUUACUGUGCUGAAACAGCAGUAUGUUUUUAUUUUUGUAACACAGGGCCAAGAGGUUGGCAAGCAGAAUCACGAUAUACGAAUGGUGUGUAUUGAAAAAGAGAUCGAGAUGGCUCGAAGUAUAGGGGUAAGUGUUUUUUUAUGUCGUACGUUUUUCAAGGAAGAUUUGAAACUCGUGACAAAACAUAGGUACUAGUAACAGACAAGAGGCUUUAUCCUCUCUUGUCUUAGAUCACGUGGCUUCGUAAAAAACUGCUCUGUUCUUUUUAAAAAUUGUCAACGUAUUUAGCAUGAAAGCUCUAAGGUAAAAAGUUCUUCAUUUUCUGUUGUCUAGGAUAAACAAACUCGACCGUGAUUUCUUGCAUUGGCAGCUUUUAUCACUUGCUUGCCCCGGAGAAACCACGUGACAUUGCUUUUAUCUCAUCAGUCCUUACACGUGCAAAGAUGGCGGGUAUCGUGAAUAACGUCUAUUGACCAGAAAAUCUCCCGCCACUUUCUCAACAAGUCAGUGGUAAAACAAAGCUGAGUUAUCGCGUGCGCUUUCCCGCGCUUUUCUCGGUUGGCCGGCUACGGAUACAGUUUUUAAUAUCUGAUUGGCUUAUUUGACGUCUUUGCGUAUUCCCAUUGGCCAGGUUAGUACGCUCAGAUCUGCGCUAAGCCUCUCGUUUAAAGUGAGUCGUCCUGCUCAUCGUCUCAUAUGAAUAUAUGUUUUCGCUCACACGCAAAUUUUGAAAGCUCAUUUUUUACAUGAUUAGUUGUGUACCAAGCUACGCUCUGAUCAAGGAGGUAACUCGGAAAUGAGCUCUUAUCGCCUCUUUUGACUCGCACAUGAGAAUGAUGUAACUUUUUUUCCAAUUUAGGCACAGCAAGGACUCUUUGACAAGUCAAAGGAGCCUUUUAGCAUAAGAGCGAAAAAGUUUUUUCACGUGGAGAAAGCUGAAUGGGUAAGGACAACAUUGAAUGUCCAGACUAUCCAACCAUCCCUAUCUUGUCGGGAUUCUCCCCAUUUUGCUUAAAAAUCCCGAAUCCCGACCCAUAUGCGAUCGGGAUAGGAAAAAUCCUGAUUUUGACAUGUUCUUAUUUUUAAAGGAAUUCUUAUGAUGCUUAUACAAGAAAUUAACACCUAUAACAGGGUAUACAUUUGACACAGGAAUUAUCCUCUCAGAACACCAGAAAUGACGUUUCAGAACAUCAGGAUUUCAAAAUUUUCUGGCAGAGAAUACCCUCGGUAGUAGCACUAAUGCAAUGGCCGAGCAAAUGCCUGAAACAAAUAAUUCAAAUCAAAGUUAACAGGGUUAAGAAUCCCAACUGGCCGGAGGCAAACCAGCUGGUUAUUUACAAGCGUGGCCGAGGAUUUGAACUUGGGACUACUGUGAACAAAUCCAGCUAGCGGUCAGGGCGGGACUUGAACUUCGUAUUGCAAGCCCAGCGCUCUAACCACUCGGCCAAGCUGCCGAGGGUCACGAUGACCUCCUGAGCAGAACAAAAAUGACAACACUUUAUAAUCGGAGGCUUCAGGAUAUAGCCAUUUUCAUGGUCAAAAUAAAGCACGGCAUGUUGCCAAGCUCAGUAACCGAACUAUUUAAAACUAGUCACACAAACUAUAACCUCAGAAACGCAGACUUCAGACAGGAAUGUUUCAACACUACAAAAUACGGCAAACACUCUCUCAGACAUUUUGGGCCACUUUUUUGGUCCAAAAUUUAACCGGGAGCUUAAGACAGACAUUGCCUCUUUAAUAGAUGACUCGUGUAACGACUGUGUCCUUUGCAAGAGUUAGCAUUAGUUCGCCUCACCAUUUUACUCCUUUUUAGAGUUACUCAAUUUACGAUUCAGAGAUAUUAUUAGGUAGUUAUUUAUUACAACUAGAAUUUAGAGUUUAAAUUAUAAUUAGAAUUUACAAUAUAUUACUAGAGUUGUAUAUAAAGUCUCCCCAAUUAGUAAGGCACUGUGCCUGAGCUAUAAGACAUGAGACUUUAAUAAAGUUCAUUAUUAUUAUUAAAAUUUUGUUGAAGUUAUGAUUAAUUGGUAACAGAACUUCGUGUCGUCCAAUUCGGUCUGUAAUCAUACUCGUGAUUAAACAAACUGGACUCCCUCUACUGGGUCGUCCGAUUUUGUUAAUCACUCGUAUGAUUACAGACCGAAUUGGACUCCACUCAGUCCUGUUACCAUUACUUACUGCCUCUUAGAAGCCUCCUAAAAUAUCGGAUGGGUGUUCAUACUGUGCCGUAUAGCUUUUCGUGCCUACACGCAAAGCUACCCGGUAUAACGUUAACAUCGUCAUUGAAGUCGUAGGUAUCGUUUUAAUCCUCCAUCUAGUCUAUUACUUUCACUGAAAUUUAUCUUUCUUUUUUUACAGAUUUUAGACGCCUGGAGCCCAAAACUCAGCCACGAAAACGAUGGCCUAAUAUUUAAUCCAGCGGAAGAGGUACAAACAAUUACGCCUCAGUUAAUUAGACUGCGAGCGUUCUCUCUUUUUCUUCAGAUUUAGUGAGGGGAGUGCACGCACGUGGUCAUAAUUUUCUUGUCUUGCGCGUUUCGCUUAGAAAAAAAAGGGAUUGCUCGUAGUCUACUGGUUAAUUGCUGUUAAUUGUUUCAUUAACAAGAAACUGACAAAACAAUUUAUUUACUGAACCUGAGGGUCUGUUGGUGUAUUUCGACACAAGACGAUCUCCACAGGUAAUCGUUAUUGCAAGGUACUCGGACAGUUCUUUUUAACUCGUGAAUACCCGAAGUGUAGUUGACGAAGUUAUCGCUGUAGGUUGAGAUAUACAAAUGAGUCACUCAUUCAGGUUUGUUGACCGGGAUAGGCUUGCUCCGAAGUCGCCCGAUAUCGUCUUUGUUGCCGAAGUGCACUUUGGGCAACUUUGGGCGUGCAUUUAUCUGAGGUUUGUAUUUUUGAAAAAAAUUCGUAAAACAGACGGCAAAAGAUCCGUUUUGUUGUUCACAAUCCAUGGCAUUAUAUUCCGGGAGAAAGUUAUUCUAGUUAACUGUCAGCCAUUAACUUAGUAAGGAAAUUAGAUUCUCAACUGUUAACUCUGGUUUUAUUCAUUCUAGCCAUAUGGUCCUGGGCAGAGUGAGGAAGUGCUGAAAUGGAAACCACAUACGCUUAACUCCGUGGACUUUAUAUUGAACAUAGGAAAAAUCAAGCAGGAAGGGUAAGGGACAACUACCUGGUCACAAAAAUGUUUUAAAUCAACACAUUAUAAACUAUCCGCCGAAAGGGAGGUGAACAGUGGUGGGAAAAAAUAACGAGGCGCGAAGCGUCGAGGUAUAUAUCUAGCGCUGUUCUUCGACCCUGGGGGAGCCCUGGGACAGCUUCCUUGCAGGCUAUUGGUGAAUUCAGUCAUGUGAUCAGAAAAUAGAUGCGCCAAUCAGUUCUGACCCUGGUAGUGUAAUUGUGACUUAAUAUCUCCUUUUUUAUUCCAGUUGUAUCCCCGAAUUGGUUGGCACACUCAUGGUUGGUGGAUAUGACAGACCUUUUGCUUCCAUCAAGGUUGGUUUCACUUCGAGAUUUUUCCAGUAGACCCCUGCACGGUUUUUUCAAUUUUUUACAUGGACAAGUUAGGGAAAAUCCGUCCACAGCACUAAAAAGAGCGCCUUAAAAUUAGUAAAAUUGCCAAAUUUGAAAGUGAUACGUCGUAAGUGAGCCAAGAUAUAGCUCCGCAAUGUUGCGCAAAUUUACAGACGUUUGCAUGUUGGGGGGCAAAUUUGUGCUAAAAUUUCGCGAUUUUGAGGAGCUAUAUCUCCGUUAGCUUUCAACAAAUCACUUUCAAACUUGGCAAUUUUACUAAUUUUAGGGCGCUCUUUCCAGUGGUGUCGACGGAUUUUCCCUAGCUUGUCCACGUCAAAAGUUGAGAACCACCGUGGAAGGUCUGUUCGUGUAAUACGGAAAACAAAUAGGACACACAAAAGUAUAGCCGAACUGGUCUCAUUUGAACAGCUCACUAUGGGAUUUUAUCUACAGAGUCGAAAAUUAGAACCACCUUGUAAAGCAUAAUGAUCAGUACCACUGGAAAUUACUGCACAGUUCUUCAUUUCAAUGGUCACACUUUAGGAUUUCCUCCACAGUCUCAAAAGUUAGAACCACAUUAUACAGCAUAAUUAACAGCACCACAAGAAAGUACUGCUCAGUAGCUUUCAUUUGAGUUGUAACACUUUAGGAUUUCAUCCACAGACUCGGAAGUUUGAAUGGUUACACCACAAGAUCUCUUCCACAGGUUCAACAGUUAAGAGCAAAACAGCUUUUCUUGUCUUUAUAUUUAAAGAGACCCAUCCUUUUACUUUAUUUUCUGUGUAAAUUUGAAUACUGAAAUGACUACUUUAAUUACAUUCUAUGCAUGGUUAAAACGUAAUAACUUGCUGAAGUUUUUAUUGAAGGUAACAAAGGAACUGAAGAGCUUAAACAAAAAAAUUGUUGAAUGUACCUGGGAUGCUACUUCGAAACAGUGGAAAUUCCUCAGAGUGAGAGAAGACAAAAGCUUUCCUAACGGCUACAACACAGCGAUGAGUACGUCUGUUAUGUUGAAAAUUUUCGCAGAACCAACCCUUUGCUAGGAUCCCUACAGAGAAUAAAGCCAAUUAGGCAGACAGCAACAUGCAUAAAAACAACAUCAGCAAGGACUACUUGCUAUAACAUCGAAGAUAAAUUCGCCACUUCCAUAAUGUAUCGGGAGAAUGGGUACAAGCUUUCAGCGCAACUAUUUCUGGAAUUGUUUGGGUGAGCAAGCAUUAGCUCUGAUUGGUUGGUGGUAUCCAAAAGCAACUGGUAACCAAUCACUUCUUAUUCUGUUCACUCAAAUGUUCCCUGGAAUCUUUGCGUGGAAAUCUUGUACCCAUUCUCCUGUGAUUCAUAGGGUGACUAUUUAGUCCGGGCCGUUUGGCUUACGUUUUCGUGUAAGGGGCUGGAAAGAGGAAGUCAUCCAAAACGUCCCAAGAGCCUUUGCGAAAAAUAGAAAUUAGCACCCUCAGUGCCAAACUUAAGCGAAAUCAGCUUUCCUUUUUAUCGAUAUGUAAAUAAUGAGUCGAAUUAUUUGGCCAUUGUUUUAUUUUUAUCUAUUGUUUACCGUUUGUCAAAAAUUCCGACAAGUUUUAAAUGUAACUUCCCGUUUACAUCAUAUAUCAACUAUGUACAGGACGCCGAAUGCUCUGUUGAAUACCUACCCCGGAAUGGCGGGGAUUUCUUUCUCUUCUAGGUGUUUGUAAAAGUAUUCAGCAGCCCGUGACAAGAGAGUGGCUCCUACAAGUCAUUGAAAAGUACCGCUAUCAGCCAAACCGCCACAGGGACCCCAGAGCAUCGUCCUCGAGCAACACUGUGUAAAUAAACUUAUUAAAGAACAGUGGGGAUUUCGUACUCUUUUAGGUGUUUUGGAAAAUAUUUAGCAGCCCGUGUCAAGAGAAAGGCUCCUAGAUCACAUUGAAUAAUAUCAGUCAAAGGGUAACAGGGACCCCAGAGCAGCGUCUUCGAGUAACACCUUGUACAUAAAGAAUAUUUAAGAACAGCAAGCUCAGUAGCCCGAAAGCAAGUUACACACUGUAUUUGCAAAAUGUAUUGGAAAUUUUUGCUAGAAGAUAAGACCUUAUCUGGGUAACCAGUAAUUUUACGUAGGUGAAGGUUGGAGAAGUCUGACUGACGGGUUUCUCGCCUUCCUGGGACUUAACGAUUUGUUUUUCUCAGCUGAUAAGGAGGGAAACGACUAGUUACCGAUAAUUUAUCUUCUUUGGAAUGGAACGAAAUUAGACUGGUCCGUUCUCGAAGUUCAUCUGACGAUUUCUUCUAGCAAAAGUGAAUACACCCCUUUGGAUACCAAGAACGAUGAUGGCCCCAGUAAAGGUCAGGUCAGAACUGCACCGUUACAUGGUGGCAUUGUAAGAAGCCAAAGAUUACGGUGCUUCACAUUUUCAAACAUUUAGAGGAUGCAUCCCGGUGGUUUCAGCGAAAGAUACGUUAUCUUUUUUAAAAACCGGGUACAAACGAAGGGGUCGCGAAAUCGUGCAGUUUUCCGAGAUUAUAGAAAGGAGGUCUUUAGAUUCUGACUGGUUUUGCUAAAAUGUACUAGGUUUAUAAUCAGAUUUACUGUACAUAUUUAAUAAUCGUUUAUUAAAUAUUGAAAGCAGCG